Molecule: messenger RNA, 870 nt
Organism: Copidosoma floridanum
Lineage: Eukaryota; Metazoa; Arthropoda; Insecta; Hymenoptera; Encyrtidae
Product: zinc finger protein 3-like
Source: RefSeq, a predicted model, not a curated record
AUGAGGACCCACACUGGGGAGAAGCCCUACAGGUGCUCGGUGUGCCAAAAAAGCUACACCACCUCCGGCGGCCUCAAAACACACGUGCGUACCCACGGGGGGGAGAAAUCCUUCCAGUGUUCGGAGUGUUCGAGAACCUUCGGGUGUAAGUUCCACCUCAAAAGACACGUGCGCGUUCACACCGAACAAAUUUACAGCCACUGUUCCGUGUGCCAAAAGUCAUUUGUCAAUCCCAGCAACCUAAAGAGGCACAUGAGGGUCCACACGGGGGAGAAGCCCUACAAGUGCUCGGAUUGUCCGGAGUCUUUCAGACAGAAGAUCCAGCUCGAAAUUCACGUGGGCGUCCACACGGGCUUGCCUUAUGGUCGCUGUGACAUCUGUGGAGAGACAUUUUUCGACCCGAGCAAUUUGAGGAGGCACAAGAAGACUCACGCGAAGGAGAAGCCCUACAAGUGCUCCGAUUGUUCGAAGUCAUUUGGUCGCAAGUUUCAUCUCAAGACUCACAUGCGCUUCCACUGCGCCGAUGCGGCCCUUUGUCAGUGCUUCGUAUGCGACAAGCCAUUUAGUAGCCAAAGAUGUCUUAGGACGCACAUGACGACCCACUCUGGGGAGAAGCCCUUCCAGUGCUCGGAUUGUCCGAAAUCUUUUAGACUAAAAAGUACCCUCACGAGGCACAUGCGCGUACACACGGGCAUACCUUAUGGCGAGUGUGCCAUUUGCCUAAGGUCAUUCGUUGGCAGGAGCAAUCUUAUAAAGCACAUGAGGAUCCACAUGGGGGUGAAGCCCUACAAGUGCUCGGUGUGUGAAAAAAGUUUUUCCGUUUCUAGUAAUCUUACGAAGCAUAUGCUGACUCACACGCGUGGAAAGUAA